Messenger RNA from Symbiodinium necroappetens, 693 nucleotides. The record is from the annotation of a GenBank genome assembly. NCBI's taxonomy places the organism in Eukaryota, Dinophyceae, Suessiales, Symbiodiniaceae.
AUGCCCAGAGCAAAAAUACUAGAAUUCUUCGAUGUCUGCAACACGAGGAUGGAUCUGCCAGAGACGCACAAGGAGCUUCUGACAUACAUAGCAGAGCAGAAGAAGAUCCCGAACGAGCUCAUCAUCUCAAUACAGAGAGAGCUAUUGGAGGAUCUGGGAUUCGAGCAGGAGCAUGGCUGCGCCGUUUUGUCAAGAAUUGGGCAGGACUAUCCGAAUGACGUCGAGGUGACUCAGAAGAUGAAAAUCUGGAAAUCCAAAGCAGAGCAAAGCUGCCUGAGAGCUGUGAAGGCUCACCAGGACGCUGGAGGCGAGGCGCCGGAAAUGCCAACAACGCCUGUGGUUGACAAAGACCUUGCACUGGCCAUGGAGAAAGUCAUCCCCAAGGCCAAGGAGGAGGUGAGCAAGAUGUCGGAAGAAGAGAAGCAGGCGUUUCUGGGAGAGAAGGCCAUGAAGAAGCUGGAGGUUUUCCAGGGCCUUCCUUCAGAUGGCAGGCUGGCGUGGGUGAAGCGCCUUUCCGAUGAGGACAAGGUGGAUUUCCUGAAGACUCAGAUGCUCUUCGUGGAGAACCUGAAGAAACAGAUGCAGGCAGGGCAGCAGGUGCUGAAGAUGAAAGGCGGUUACAAUACAGCGCCCUGCACCAUGGAGGAUGCGCAGGGCCCGAGCAGAGCGCCGGCUCAGGAGCAGAUGAUGUAG